AUGCGCGGAGAAGCUAGCGAUUUGGCAGUGACCAGUGGCGAUAUUGCCAGCGGUGCGUUGUCACCAGAAAAGCAGCAAGAGCAAGAAUUGAUGGGGAAAUUGGCGUCGAGCGGAAAAUUGCCGGCGAGACCAGCUAGCAGCUUCUUGCAGAAGAAAUUGCAACAGAGGAAGUUUUUCGAUUCGGGUGAUUAUGCCAUGGAUAAAUCAAAAGCUGGCGGCGGUCUUCUUGGAAAACCGCAUCCACUUGCUGGAGUGCCGGCUCCUGUCGAAAAGGUUGCUCCGCAACCAGCGCCGGUGCCGUCUCUAUCAGCAUCGCCUGUUGCUCAAACCACGAGCCGCCCCAGCGCCGAACGUUUGGACGAUGACAAUUUACAGAUUCCACGACCUGACACGGUCCCACAGCGAAAAGCAUCAAUCAUCAAUCCAUCGGUUCAUUGCAAGCUCAGUCCAGCCCCACAUGUGCAGCAUCAUGACGCAGCAAAUGUCGCACAGAAUACGAGCACCAACGAAUAA
Molecule: messenger RNA, 513 nt
Organism: Caenorhabditis bovis
Lineage: Eukaryota; Metazoa; Nematoda; Chromadorea; Rhabditida; Rhabditidae
Source: the annotation of a GenBank genome assembly